AGUAAUCAAGAACAAUUGAAAAGAGAAGAGUGAAUCAGACAAGAAAUACAGAAAUAAUAACUUUUGACAAAAGAAGAAGUAAACAAUAAGUGAAUUAUGAAACCAUUGAUAAUAUUUUUUAUGGCCAUCGCAGCCAUAAAUGGAUUUUUUUUAAGUGACCAAGCUAGGCAGGAAUUUUAUCAGGAAAUGGAGAGAAUAUUUUCCAGUCGUCAUAAGUACAUAAUGCAUGGAGAUGUGAGAAUUCCACUUGAACCAAUAAAAAUGUCCGAAUUGUUGAGAGCAGUUGAGACAUUCCAUGCGAUUUCGGAAGAAGAAAGAGCUGCAUUGAAGAAUCAUCUUUUUGGAGUGAAAUUUCCACGACCAAUGCCCGCUAGUCAUAUUGAAAGUGUUCAUCCAUUUGACGAAGAAAAAUUAAAUGAAAUUCAUGAAAAGUGGGACCUAAUGACACCGGAAGAACGUGAAGAAGUUCGCAAUAAUAGACGCAAGGAUGUUGAUCAUGCAAAACCAGAUUUCAUUCAUAGAUUCCCAAGAGAUAUGCCUGAGCAUAAACACGCGAAAGAUUGUGAUCAUUUCAGUGAAGAAAAAAUUGAAGAAUUACGAGUGAAAUGGGAAGCAAUGACACCAGAAGAACGUGAAGAGUUGAAGAGAAGCUUCAGAAAAGAUCAUAGAGACAUUAAAAGUCAUUCAGGUCGAUCAAUUCAAGGAAUAAGAUUUCCAGAUUAUUUCCACUUUAUAAAUGAUAUUCCUAAUACUCGUCCUUUUCCAAGACCAGAAAUGCCCAUUGGGCGUCCAGAAGACAAUAUUGGAUCACCAAUUAACUGGAAUUCACGCCCUUUUCCAACACCAGAAAAACCUAUUGCCAGACCAGAAAAUAGAAUAAGAAUGACACGACCUAUUGAAUGGGUUUCUCUACCAGAAGUUGAUAGAGUUCUUUAUCCAAUUGAUGGCAAUUUCCAACCAAUCAAGCCUUUAGAAGAAUUAGAAAGCUCAAUGAUUCAAGCAGCAAGUGAUACCGGAAGAACAAGACCAGUUGAUCCAGUUGCUCGUGACCGUAUGCCACAACCAAUAAAACAAAUUCCAAUUCGCCAAUCAUCAAUGGAUUCUUCAACUUUGUUUGAUGAUAUGACUGAUGAAGAAAGACUUCAAGUUAUUCGUGAAUUAUUCCCAGGAGGAUUACCUAUUCGACCAAUCGGACCAAUUCCUAUUAUUCCAGCCGAAAAAGGUGGUGCAUUAGUUUUUGAGCAUGAAGAUAUUGAUAAUGAAGACACUAAAACAAGAAAUGUAGAGGAUUAUCCACAUCGUUCUCGAAGACCACGCAACUUCCAACCAAUCCUUCCAUUGCAGAGACAACCGAUCUUGCCCAUCAAGUCACAACCUAUCUUACCGCAUCAAUCACAACCAAUUUUACCAAUCAAGUCACAACCUAUCUUGCCAUUCAAGACUCAACCAAUUUUACCACAACAAUUUCAACCAAUAAUGCCAUUGCAAUUCCAACCAAUAAUGCCAUUACAGAGACAACCAAUUAUGCCAAUCAAGUCUCAACCAAUUUUACCUAAUCAAUUUCAACCAAUAAUGCCAUUUUAGAGAUCUUAUGAAAGAAUUUCUAAUCAAUAAUUCUAGUAGCAUGUAGAUAUUUAGAGUAGAAUGAAACUUAAAGUGUACUGAAAUCCAAAUUAUUCUCGAAUAUGAUAUAGAAUAGAAAUAUAUAUAUAUUUAUGCAAACUGAAAAAAAAAAUCCACGACAUUGUUGAGUAGGUUUAAUAAAGACUCGAAUUAAUAUUAAUUUUUCUUAAAA
This is a messenger RNA of Chironomus riparius, 1795 nucleotides long. NCBI's taxonomy places the organism in Eukaryota, Metazoa, Arthropoda, Insecta, Diptera, Chironomidae. The record is from the annotation of a GenBank genome assembly.